This is a messenger RNA of Zerene cesonia (dogface butterfly), 4503 nucleotides long. It is a transcript of the gene ush, whose product is annotated as zinc finger protein ush. Bases 105 to 2477 code for a protein of 790 amino acids. NCBI's taxonomy places the organism in Eukaryota, Metazoa, Arthropoda, Insecta, Lepidoptera, Pieridae. The transcript is spliced from 3 exons. Gene Ontology annotation, cellular component: nucleus. Gene Ontology annotation, biological process: positive regulation of transcription by RNA polymerase II; negative regulation of transcription by RNA polymerase II; cell differentiation. The record is from RefSeq and is a predicted model, not a curated record. Gene Ontology annotation, molecular function: RNA polymerase II-specific DNA-binding transcription factor binding.
CCAGUCACUCAAUUUACGCGGCAAAAGAAUGACGUCGGGGACGAAAACUGGUUGUGCUCUGAAAAAAGUAAAAAUCCCAAGUGUGUGAUAUUUUGACGUUUGUGAUGUUAUUGUGGUUGCGGUAUUUGAAACAGCUGGAGCUGGCCUGCGCUAGUGUGGCGGAGCUGCCGCCAGGCGGCGCUCGAGACGUCAAAACAAUGUGUGAGGACGAGGAAUGGGGAAACGAGAACGAGGCGAUGCCGGGAGAACCUCGCACGCCCAGUUCGGAAGGCGAGCGAGUCGCUUCCAGUGGAAGAGCGUCUCCAGUUUCGGAGGGAUCUGCUUCCUCUCCUCCACGCCUACGCCUUAAUACAAGCCUAGCUACCGACCCAGCGCUCGCUCCCCAAGCGACGACACUUAAACAUGAACCACCAUCUCCCUCCCCACCGCCACCACCCACGCAGCAAGCAAGAGACUACAUAGCUCUGACGGCAGCAACCUUCCCAGGUCUAUUCCCGGCGGCGGCUGCCACGCCCCCAGGCUACACUUGUAAACCAUGUGGUAUAAGAUAUUCUUCCUUGAGUACUCUUCAAGCCCAUCAGGAACAUUACUGUUCUAAAAGAAGAUCGAAAACAGAUAAUAAUGAUUCUUCUAGUGAACAAGCCACUGAGGAAUCCAGUGAAGCAAAGGCAGCACGGCCGGUAGGCAAACAAUAUGCAUGUACAUAUUGUUCAUAUAGUGCUGACAAAAAAGUUAGUUUGAACCGACACAUGAGGAUGCAUUCAUCAUCACCUGUCAGCAGUGGUACACCAGUACCAACGCCUACCUCAAACGGCGAGGCAACAGAAGGCUCACCAGCACAGGAUAGAUAUUGCGUAGACUGUGACAUACAUUUUAGUUCUGUCAAAACAUUCAGAGCACAUAAAGCACAUUACUGUAAUACGAGACAAGUCGUGAAGCAAGCAUUAGCGGCUGCUAGAGCGGGAUCAGUUACUUCAGGGUCUGCACCACCCUCACCAGGGACGACUCCACCAGCCCAAAGCCAAUAUGCCCUUGCACUACCUACUAACCCAAUUCUAAUUGUUCCAUAUUCAUUAUUACGAAGUGCAAGCACUUUACCUGGAACUACAUUGCCAGAUCCAGAUACUCCUUGUUUCUUAUUACCAAAUGGAACAUUUCAACCAAUCAAUAGAGCGUUACCAAAUCUCAACGCAGACGGGAAAGAAGCUGAAGUCCUUAAAUCUGCAAACAGGCCCCGAGAGCCACCCAGAGAUGCUGGUACUCCUUUAGAUCUGAGUGUUCGCCGCACACCUGAAUCAGUAACUACUGAUGAACAUGAAAAAGAGAAUAGAUUACGUUCAGCUACACCGGAGCAGAUUGUAUGCGCUCCUUCAUUACCCGGCUCUCCUGCUACACCCUCUCCUUCGAGACGAUCUUCAUCACCCAGUGGAGAAAGCUCACCCAAGAGAAGACGGAGAAAUUCAAGAGAUCCUACACCGAAACCUCCAAGUGUUCCUUCACCGCCCGAAGACAAGUUUCCAGCUGUAGUACCUCCGCCAAUAAUACCACCAGCUUUAGCUUUGAGACUUGCCACAGAACUGCCCGUAACGGUAGCGUCGCCUCAAGUACUAGUCAAACAAGGUGUGUCAAAAUGCAAAGAGUGCAAUAUCGUAUUUUGCCAAUAUGAGAACUACCGUAUACACAAAAGGCAUUACUGUUCAGCUGGUGGUGGAGAAGAUAGAGUGAGUCCAGCUCCACCAGAACCUGGCCCGCCACCACAAUACCGCCAGCUUAUCUGCCUCGCUUGUGGUAUCCACUUCAGCUCCUUGGACAAUUUGACUACGCACCAAUCCUAUUAUUGCACCAAGAGAGAAACGAGGUCUCCUCGAAGUUUACCUGAAGUGCCGAGACCAACGUCCGGAUCUGAGGGUGGCUGGAAAUGCCCGUGCUGUGAGGUCGUGUCACCCACUGCGGCUGCUGCUCAGCGGCACAUGGAAGCUCAUGCUGGAGUUAAGGCCUUUCGCUGCACAAUAUGCCGGUACAGAGGAAACACGCUCCGAGGAAUGCGCACUCACAUACGAAUGCACUUCCGGGAGAAACCUGCUGAUUUACAGGAGGAGAGUUUCAUCUCAUGCGUGCUCGAAGAUGACAAUCGGGAGACCACUUCCCCCAGCCCAGCUGUUGGUGAGAGGGUGCACCGCUGCGGCAGCUGCGCCUACACCUCCACUUACCGCGGCAACGUGGUCCGACACGCUCGACUCGUCCACGCCACUGAAGACCCCGAGCCCGAAGAAACGUCCCCCAUACCCUCCGCCGACAUCAAGAAGGAACCAGAACUCGACGAAGACACGCCGAAUUACUGUAAAUCCUGUAACAUACCCUUCAAAUACGUCAACACAUACAAGGCGCACAAACAAUUCUAUUGCACCGCGGCAAACCAAGACGCAACAGCCAACAACAACGUUCCCGCGCGUGUCAAGGACGCCCCCGUCGUUUGAAUUGCCAUAUUUAAAAAUUAUGUCAUAGAUAACAAAUUCUAAUACUUCCAUUCACGUUUACUGUUUUUAAACUAUAAUGUAUAUUAUUUGUAAUAGAUAUAACGUUUUAAAUCUCCAAUCUGACAUUUAUCUGUAUCUUGGUUAAAAUCACUUAACAUAUUGGCGUGAGGAAUAAAUCUGCUUCGCUUGUUUAACAAUUAUCAUAUCAUAAAUAUGAAAAUAUUCUCUAUUUAUGGAAUUAAUGAAUAUUAUGUGCAAUAAUAAAAUAGUAUAUCGAUUUUGUGCAUAUCAAAAUUGAUGAUUUUUUCUUUGUGUAGACUGAUGGGUGAAAUAAAAUCUCGGCUAGUGUACAUAAAAUUUUGUUCAGUAGUAAUUGUUUUAAUAUAAGUAGUUAUUGUUAGGAAAUUAACCUCUUCAUCUAAUUAGUAUACGUUAAUACCAAAAUUGUAAAUAAUUGUAAAGAUAUUAUCGCAUUAUAACUAAAUUUUAUUACCAUUUGUUCUAAGAUUGUUCUUUCUUUGUUGUUAAUUUGUUUGAUAUUUACUCAUAAGACUUAGGUAUUUAACUCUUUACUUUGCCAAGCAAUCAAAUGCUCAUUCCACGUUUCACCAACCAGUGUUCUUGCUAUAAUCUUCUGUAAUGAUAUUGCUGAUAUAAUUAGUCCUCUACACUUGAACCAAGUUACGUAAACGAUAUUUUUAUCAUAUCAAUGUUCUGUAUGCAUGAAUUGCGUACUAAUUCAUAAAAUGUUCUUGAAACAUAUUUCUCUACCGAAUCUGAAUAAAGCUAAAAGCUUAUAUUAAUUAGAUUGUUAAAUGUGAUACGUAUCAGUAGAUGGCUAAACGUUAAAAUAUUACGUAUAUGCAACCGAUAUUCAAGUAUUUGAAGGCAAAAUCAUUCACGUUACAAAUUAAUCUGUUAAGAGCAAGUACCAUGUUUUGUCUAUGCCAAAGCAUCCGCUAGGUUAAUCGUAAUGCAUUUAUAGAUAUCUCACUAAUUAUAAUUGUAGAUUAAGUGAAUACAAGACUUGUUCCAUAAAAAUUUUGUGUAAUCAUUUUGUGCUUGUCUUAAAAUGGGAAUAAGUCUCAAAUAUGGCAACAUCAGGUUAACUGAUCGUGUUUUACAAAAUUAUGGAGGGUAGAGGUAAGGAGGACCACCUCGUUUGGAGGACCAUCUAAUUGAAAAUCUCGAGUAACAAGAGUUCGAUUCUAGUCCGCUAGGGUUUGGGUUAGAUUUUGAAAAGGCUAAAAAUAUGAAUCUAUUGAUUACGGUUUUAAAAUAUAAAAAGACACGUUAAAAAACAUUAUUUAUCAACGAAUUUAUUGUGAAAACUCCCUCGCUUUUGCUCCUUUUUUAAUCUUUUCAAAUUUUGUCGUGUUUUUUAAAAAAAUUAUACUUCUUGCUACAGCGACAACAACCUGAUUGGCUUUUUUGCCUAGAAAUAAUCCUCCCUACCUUUACCCGUCAUAUAUAGUAUAUAAUUACGACUAAAUGAAAAUCUACGUGAGGUAUACACUGUACGUACUUCUAAAUGUACAAUAACACUAAAACCUUUGUAAUCAAUAGCGUCCUGAUGAGGCAUGCCGUAUUCUGUGUAUAUCUUAAAAAUUAUCUCGAAUAUAAUUGAAAUAAAUUUCUGCAAUUUUCAAUGUUGAAACAUCAAACGUACUUCAUUGUUCAUUACGUUCAUAAGUUUAUAUGAUAUUCCUAGAAAUAAUGUCCAAUAUUAAUGCUUGAAAAGCCAUUGAAUACUAUAGACCUCAUAUAAAUUGACUCAAUAUAGUCAUACUGCCUUUAUUGAAAAGGUAAAUUUAAUUUUAUUUAACAUUGUAGUGAUUUUAUUGUAUUUGAAAUAACGUUAAGUAUACGUAACUCUCAAGAAUACUUAUUGUUCUAGGAAUAUCGUUUAGACAUAGAUAUCACGAAAUGUAACGCCAUUGUUAGUUAUAACGUAAAAGUGAUGUAAACUUGCAUUGAUAGUGUAUAAAUGCGCCAGACAAUAAAUUAUUAUUUAUCUGAUAUUAAA